Messenger RNA from Meyerozyma guilliermondii ATCC 6260, 1218 nucleotides. RefSeq names its product alkene reductase. The record is from RefSeq and is a predicted model, not a curated record. The coding region runs from base 1 to 1218 and encodes 405 amino acids. Gene Ontology annotation, molecular function: FMN binding; NADPH dehydrogenase activity. Lineage: Eukaryota; Fungi; Ascomycota; Pichiomycetes; Serinales; Debaryomycetaceae. The transcript has a single exon.
AUGAGCGUAAACAUCAAUCCCUUAGGUGAAACACAAGUAUUCCAACCAAUCAAGCUUGGAAAGAACACCCUUUCACACAGAGUGUUCUUCCCACCAACCACAAGAACCAGAUCUUUGGAGGACCACACGCCGUCCAACUUGGCAUACAAGUACUAUGACGAGAGAUCAAAGUUUCCCGGAACAUUAAUCAUUUCUGAGGGCACUUUUCCAUCUGCUCAAGCUGGAUUGUACGAAGGUGUUCCUGGAAUCUGGACCGAAAGACAAACAAAAACAUGGAAACAUAUUAUUGACAAGAUCCAUGAAAACAAGUCAUUUGCAUCUAUUCAGCUUUGGAACUUGGGAAGAACCGGAGACCCAGCACUUUUGAAAAAAGCAGGUAAACCGUUCUUGGCUCCUUCAGCGAUUUAUUUCGACGAAGAGUCUAAGAAAGCUGCUGAAAAGGCUGGAAACCCACUUCGUGCCAUGACCGAAGAAGAGAUCAAGGACAUGAUUUACGAGCAGUAUACGAUUGCUGCAAAGAAUGCAUUGGAAGCCGGAUUCGAUUAUAUCGAGCUUCAUUCAGCCCACGGCUAUUUGUUGCACGAAUUUCUUGAAGAGUCCAGUAAUAAGCGUACAGACAAAUAUGGUGGAUCCAUUGAGAACCGUGCGAGAUUUGUGUUGGAACUUGUUGACCACAUGAUCUCCAUAGUUGGAGCUGAAAGACUCGGUAUCAGAAUUUCACCAUGGGCUACUUUCCAAGGUAUGAAGUCCGUUCAUGGCGAGGUGCACCCAUUGACUACUUACAGUUACUUGGUUAACGAAUUGGAAAAGAGAGCACAAGCCGGAAACAGAUUGGCGUAUAUUUCUUUGGUGGAACCAAGAGUCGAUGGUAUCAAUUCUGUUGAGAAAAAAGACCAAACUGGAAACAAUGACUUUGUCAAGGACUUGUGGAAGGGAACCAUCUUGAAAGCGGGAAACUACACCUAUGACGCACCAAAGUUUGGUCAAUUACUCGAUGAUGUUUCCGAUGGUCGUACACUCGUUGGAUUCAGUCGGUACUUUAUUUCCAACCCCGAUCUCAUUUCAAGACUCGAAAAGGGUCACCAGCUUGCCCCUUAUGAGAGAGAAACGUUUUACGGUAGAAGCGACUUUGGAUACAACGACUAUCCAAAGUAUGGAGAGAAAAGGGAAGAUGCUGAGGUUGCAAAAAAGAGAGUUCCUGAAGAACUCGUGGUAUAG